UCUGCAUAUCCACGUGGUUUGAGCGCGCGUCCAUGUUGGUGAUCCUGCUGAACUGCGUGACACUGGGCAUGUUCCAUCCCUGCGAGGACAGCCAAUGUGACACCGAGAGGUGCAGGAUCCUGCAGGACUUUGACGACUUCAUCUUUGCGUUCUUCGCCAUCGAGAUGGUGAUCAAGAUGGUGGCUCUGGGGAUUUUUGGCAAGAAGUGUUACCUCGGUGACACAUGGAACCGCUUGGACUUCUUCAUUGUGCUGGCCGGGAUGCUGGAGUACUCCCUCAACCUGCAGAACGUCAGCUUCUCUGCCGUGAGGACGGUUCGCGUGCUGAGGCCACUGAGAGCCAUCAACCGCGUGCCAAGUAUGCGGAUCCUGGUGACCCUGCUCCUCGACACCCUGCCUAUGCUGGGAAACGUGCUGCUGCUCUGCUUCUUCGUCUUCUUCAUAUUCGGCAUCGUGGGCGUCCAGCUGUGGGCCGGUCUGCUCAGAAACCGCUGCUUUGUGGAAGACAACUUCUCUUUCCCCCUGUCUGUGAAGGCGGAGAAGCUGCACGACUACUACCAGACCGAAAAUGACGACGAGGGCCCCUUCAUCUGCUCUCAGCGACGGGACAACGGCAUGAGGGACUGCGGCUCGGUGCCCAAGCUGUACGAGGGAGGCGUGCAGUGCAACCUGGACAUGGAGUCGUACAACAACACCGACAACACCACUUGCGUCAACUGGAACCAGUACUACACCAAGUGCACCGCUGGCCCGCGCAACCCUUUCAAGGAUGCCAUCAACUUUGACAACAUCUGCUACGCCUGGAUCGCCAUCUUUCAGGUGAUUACUUUGGAGGGCUGGGUGGAUAUCAUGUACUUUGUGAUGGAUGCGCACUCCUUCUACAACUUCAUCUACUUCAUCCUGCUAAUUAUCAUCGGCUCAUUCUUCAUGAUCAAUCUGUGCCUGGUCGUCAUCGCAACUCAGUUCUCGGAGACCAAGCAGAGGGAGAGCCAGCUGAUGAAGGAGCAGCGGGUGCGCUUCAUGUCCAACGCUAGCACACUGGCCUCCCUCUCAGAGCCAGGAUCCUGCUAUGAUGAGCUCCUCAAGUACCUGGUUCAUAUUAUCCAAAAGGGGGCCAAACAAGUGGCCCAUGUGUGCAGGUUCUUGGCUCGGCGUGCUGGGUUCAACAUAGCUGCUUCGCCCCCACCCGUGGACCCUCAACGUAGCCAGAGUCAGAGGAGGAGGAGGAGGAAGUCUUCCUGCAAGGGAUCUGUGUCUGUUCAUCACAUGGUGCACCACCACCACCACCACCACCACUACCACCUGGGAAAUGGAAGUAUUAGGAGAGGAGGGAGUAUACGAUGUAUGGAGGGUAGGGAUGUGGAAGCUGGAGCUCAUAACAACAAUGGAGGGGGUCUUACGUCGGACAGUGGACACCUUGCUUUGGCGUCACCCACUUCUGUAACAGCAGCCACCUCUGAUUCAAACCUUGUCACUUUGUCCAAUCCCACUGUGGGAGCCGCAGAUUUAGCUUCAGUUCGGAACGCAUUCAACGUGGAAGCUCUUUGCAGUACCCCUUCUGGUACAUGGACGGGGCCAACUCCAGGCUCCUUCUCUCUGGCCCCGGCUCCUGUGUCGAGGGCCAUGAAGAGGAACUCGGUGCCCUUUGCCGCACCAGGUCCCAAAAACUAUCCCACCCUGCAGGCCCGAGCACUGGAAGAGGCCAGACGUGGGAGUAUUGCAACAAGCACUCUGACCAGCAUCAACUUCAACCUCAAUAUCCCACCAAAUGCCAUGGAGAGACGAUCGACCCUGGUGGACACACACUCGCCCACAGCAUCUGACCCUUCGCGCUCUGUUGCAGCCCAGCCCUCCAGCCAGCUGUCGGCCCGCGACCUCAGCGCCAUCGACGCGGCCGCUUUCACGCUGGAUCCCGAGAGCUGCCCCUACUGUGCCAAGGCCCUGGCUAACGAAUCGGAGGGCAACGAGACCCCCGGUGACUCCGACAGCGAGGGCGUGUACGAGUUCACCCAGGACGUCCACCACAGGGACAGGAGGGACAGCCGGCAGCCCAAAAAGAAGCACCGUAGCCUGGGCAAAACAGCGGCGAGGGUGGUUCACUUCUGGAGGCUGGUGUGCGACACUUUCCGGAAGAUCGUCGACAGCAAGUACUUCGGACGUGGGAUUAUGAUCGCCAUCCUGAUCAAUACUCUAAGCAUGGGAAUCGAGUACCAUGAACAGCCUGAUGAGUUGACCAAUGCACUGGAGAUCAGUAACAUCGUGUUCACCAGCCUCUUCUCCCUGGAGAUGCUGUUGAAGGUUUUGGUUUACGGGCCCUUUGGCUACAUCAAGAACCCCUACAAUAUCUUUGAUGGCAUCAUUGUGGUUAUUAGUGUGUGGGAGAUUGUUGGCCAGCAGGGCGGCGGCCUCUCGGUGCUCAGAACCUUCCGGCUGAUGCGGGUGUUGAAGUUGGUGCGCUUCAUGCCGGCACUGCAGAGGCAGCUGGUGGUGCUGAUGAAGACCAUGGACAACGUGGCCACCUUCUGCAUGCUCCUCAUGCUCUUCAUCUUCAUCUUCAGUAUUCUGGGGAUGCAUCUGUUUGGCUGCAAGUUUGGCUCGGAGAGGGACGAGGACACUCUGCCAGACAGAAAGAACUUUGACUCUCUUCUCUGGGCCAUCGUGACCGUCUUCCAGAUCCUCACACAGGAAGACUGGAACAAGGUGUUAUACAACGGCAUGGCGUCCACCACUCCCGUCGCCGCCCUCUACUUCAUCGCCCUCAUGACCUUCGGGAAUUACGUCCUCUUCAACUUGCUGGUGGCCAUCUUGGUGGAGGGUUUCCAGACAGAGGAAAUAACCAAGCGGGAGGACUUGCAUGCCCAGCCGAGCCUAAUUCAGCUGCCUGUAGAGUCAGGGGGUGAUGAUUCUAAAGCAGGUUCGGAGAUUGAUUCCUUCGCACGGAGUUUGGAGGAUGUUAACGGCAGCAAGAAGGACUUAUCAGCCUCUGCAGUAGUGCCUGUAAAUGGCCACGUGGACCUGAAGACCAACCUGACCCCCCCUCUUAUUACUCACACGGCUGCCACCCCCAUGCCCAUACCCAAGCUGCCCAUCGGAGGUGACCCCAUCCUGGGCUAUGAGUCACGUCGAGGCAGCAGCGUCUCCAUGGACCCGGCCUGCUAUGACAAAUCACCGGCUAGUGCCCGAAGCGUCUCGCCCUACGCCCCAUGGAGCUCAGGCAGUGGGUGGACCAGCCGAAGAUCCAGCUGGAACAGCCAGGGUCGCGUCCCGUCAAUCAAACGCCAGAAGAGACUGUCCGGGGAGCGGCGCUCGCUACUCUCCGAGGAGGGCGGCUCCAGCUCAGAAGAUGGGGAGGGUGGAGGAGAUGGAGGAGGAGGAAAAGGAGGGUUAAUGGAGGAUGAUAACUCCUCCCUGGCCAGGACUGACUCCAUGUCGCAGUCGCACAGAGGUCCACGACAUCGGAGGAUGGAAUCAGUGGAGACUCGGAGCUCCAUGGAUUUGCCCCCUGAUGCUCUGCUCCAGGUGCCGUACUUGUACCGCUCGGCCAGCAUGCACAGCUCAAGACCCCCUUCACUGAGCCACCUGCGGCCCAUAGAGCACAGUGACUGCAACGGAAAGGGCUCUUUAUCAGUUCUGGGUCCAACACACGUCUCACUGGAGGACAACACUGAAGACGAAAACGCGGAGGAGGAGCCUCAUCUGGGUCGUUUUGCCAGAUUGUUCCGCUGGUUGGAGAAGAAGCAGCCGGAGUAUUGUCGACAGAGAGACACCUGGUCCCUCUACCUCUUCCCUCCCGAGUCCAGGUUUCGGAUCGUGUGCAACAAGAUCAUCGCCCACAAGAUGUUCGACCACAUCGUGUUGGUCAUCAUCUUCCUCAACUGCAUCACAAUCGCCAUGGAGAGGCCUCGCAUCGACCCCACCAGCGCUGAGCGGCUCUUCCUCACGCUGUCCAACUACAUCUUCACGGCGAUCUUCGUGACGGAGAUGACGGUGAAGAUUGUGGCGCUGGGCUGGUGUUUCGGGGACAAGUCGUACCUGAGGAGCAGCUGGAACAUUCUGGACGGGAUGCUGGUGAUGAUUUCCGUCAUUGACAUCCUGGUGUCGCUCAUCUCCAACUCGGGCACCAAGAUCCUGGGCAUGCUGCGAGUGCUGAGGCUGCUGAGGACCCUGAGGCCGCUACGGGUGAUCAGCAGAGCCCCAGGGCUGAAGCUGGUGGUGGAGACCCUGAUGUCAUCACUGAAGCCCAUCGGCAACAUUGUGGUCAUCUGCUGCGCCUUCUUCAUCAUCUUUGGCAUCUUGGGAGUGCAGCUCUUCAAGGGGAAGUUUUUCUUCUGUCAAGGUUUAGAACAUCAUGUGAAGAACAUCACCAACAGGUCAGACUGUGUGCAGGCCAACUACAAAUGGAUCAGACACAAGUACAACUUUGACAACCUCGGACAGGCCUUAAUGUCUCUGUUUGUUCUGGCGUCAAAAGACGGUUGGGUGGACAUAAUGUAUAAUGGACUGGAUGCUGUAGGAGUGGACAAACAGCCAGAAUUGAACUACAACCCAUGGAUGCUGCUUUACUUCAUCUCGUUCCUGUUGAUCGUGGCCUUCUUCGUGCUCAACAUGUUCGUGGGCGUGGUGGUGGAGAACUUCCACAAGUGCCGGCGCCACCAGGAGGCCGAGGAGGCCAAGCGCAGGGAGGCGAAGAGAUUGAAACGCAGGGAGAAAAAGAGACGGAGUAAGGAGAAGGAGCUGGCUGAUUUAAUGGUUCCGGGGGUGAGUUGGGCCCUUUCUGACGGCACAUUAAAAGAAGCUCAGAACAAGCCCUACUACUCCGAUUACUCCCCCACUCGCCUUCUCAUCCACAAGAUGUGCACCAGCCACUACCUGGACCUGUUCAUCACAAUCGUCAUAGGCCUCAACGUCAUCACCAUGUCCAUGGAGCACUACCAGCAACCUCAGGAGUUGGACGAGGCGCUGAAGAUCUGUAACUACAUUUUCACCCUCAUCUUUGUGCUGGAGACCGUCUUCAAGCUGGUGGCCUUCGGUUUGCGGCGCUUCUUCAAGGACAGGUGGAACCAGCUGGACCUGGCCAUUGUGCUGCUAUCUAUCAUGGGCAUCACUCUGGAGGAGAUUGAGGUCAACGCUUCACUGCCCAUCAACCCCACCAUCAUUCGCAUCAUGAGGGUGCUGAGGAUUGCACGAGUAUUGAAGCUAUUGAAGAUGGCGGUGGGGAUGAGAGCUCUGCUGGACACCGUUAUGCAAGCCCUGCCUCAGGUGGGGAAUCUGGGUCUUCUCUUCAUGCUUCUCUUCUUUAUCUAUGCAGCACUGGGAGUGGAGCUGUUUGGUGACUUGAUUUGUGACGAGCUGCACCCUUGUGAGGGUCUCGGGCGCUACGCGACAUUUAAAAACUUUGGUAUGGCGUUCCUGCUGCUUUUCCGAGUUUCCACCGGAGACAACUGGAACGGCAUCAUGAAGGACACAUUAAGAGACUGUGCUCAAGACACCAACACCUGUUACAACACUGUGGUCUCCCCCAUCUACUUCGUCUCGUUCGUGCUCACCGCUCAGUUCGUCCUCGUCAACGUCGUCAUCGCCGUCCUGAUGAAGCACCUGGAAGAGAGCAACAAGGAAGCCAAAGAAGGGGCUGAGGCCGAGGCCGACCUGGAACUGGAGUUCCAGAUGGACGGAGGAGACUUGGCGACACGGUCCCCUCAGCUACACCCCCUCACGCUGGGCUUUGACAGGUCCAGUUCAGGGGGUUCACCCUGGAGGUCCACCGGAGGAGGGGACAGGGAACAGGAUCGGGACGGUCCUAUGGACUCACCCACCGCCGACAUAACCAGAGACUCUGUGAACAUCAGAGAAGACACCCCUCCGUGCCUGGACCCCCCACUGGAGUUUGUCCAGCGGAGAGCGCUGUUUGACUCGGUCUCCCUGGUCAUCCAGGGUUCAAUGGAGGGAGAGUUGAGUCUGAUGGACAACCUGUCCGGCUCUAUCUGCCACUUCUACGCGCUGCCGCCCAAGUCCAGCAAACGCAGCAGCGACAAGAUCCCUCUAGCGGAGAUGGAAGCUCUGUCUCUGGCCUCUGAGAAUUCCUGGUCCCUAGCUCUGACCGACGACUCGGCCCCCGACGAUUUUAACCCCCUCUUUCUAAGCAGCCUGGAAUGCAACCCGGAGCAGCUUGAUCCAGGGGAGCCGCAGCGGGACGACCUGCUGAGUGUCAGGAAGCCCAUGGUGGGACGCACACACUCCCUGCCCAACGACAGCUACAUGUUCUUCCCCCUGCAGCCCUUUGGUCCAGCACAGCUUUUAGCUCAGUCACACGGGUACCAGUACAUGCAGGACUCCCACAGAGCCCAGUCAGGCUCCAGUGCCUCUGUGCGCUCGCAGCCGGAGGAGUUCUCCCAGCAGCUGACCGUUCCCUCGGAACUCUUCAGACCCAUCAGCCCCCACAGCCACUCAGACUCGGAGAGUAUACCACGACUGCCUCCACCCAGGCGCACGCACACACUCAGCCGCACGCUCCGCAGACAGCUCAGUCGGGCCCCAAAGCCGCCCGACCCCGAGCUCCUGCUCAAACACAGAUACUCCUGUUUCUGAAAAUGCCGCAGACUUUAGUAGCGACCACUGGGUUUUUCCAGAAACACCGGACUCCAUGUUCAUCUUCACACAGACAGACACUGAAUCACACGCAAACAAACAAACAGGCUUCCCCAUCUUUUUUCCGGCAUUUCUUUCUCUCUUAUUUUGUAUUGUUUUUAUUUCUGCUAACCAUCAGCCACAGAGCAACUAAACCUCACAGGAAACAUUUACCUGUAGGAAGUUUAUUAAUUCCUUUUCUAUUUUUGAAGCAGGAGUCAGACAAAAGUGUGUCUGUACUUACACAACUCAGGGAAGCGCUGUCCAUAUAUGCAUUUGGCCAUUUUGUACACACACAUGUUGAUAGAGCACUUGUGUAUUUUCUAUUGUAUAGUAAAGUGCUUAAAGGUAAAUCAUUGUUAAGCAGAGUGUGGUAGUUGUUGUACUUGAUUGUUUUUUUUUUUUGCUUAAAAAAAAAAGAGGUGUUUUUUUACCGCUCCAGUGUGCACACUUACUACCUGCUGUGGCUGGUGAUUGGUUUGUCCUGGCUGUUUUCUCUGUGACCACUAGGUGUCUCUGUGGUCACAUCAGUCAGACUCAUUUAUGCAGGGAAACUCAGCAUCACGCUUCUGCCCCAAGAACUCAUUCAUGCCUUCUUUUUUCUCCCCCCCGUUUUCCAUGGAUUCAAGUGCUUGAAUUAACACAAUUCCCCAGAAUUCUGUUGAAAUAUCUUUCAUUUGCUUCACACAGUCAGUGAGACACAUUUUAACCAUGCUUUCUAACGCUUCCUCUCCGACAGUAGUUGCAUAUCGAGUUCAGCCUCCACCUAUUGACCUCACACUUAAAGGUGCGCGAACACUGAUCCGAACUGGGCUGUAAAUUCAACAAAAACGUGUUCAGGGCUUUAUGUGUAAGGUCAAAGGUCAGAGGUCAGGUGGUGUGGUUCAGAGUUCACCGUGUCGUGCAGCACUUGAUGUAAUGAUACAUUAAAAGCAGCAGCAGCCAAAUUGAUAUUUCAGCCUCUGAAAGUAACCCCCCACUGUUUAAUUUCUCAAAAAUGUGUACUAAUAAUAUUAAAUCUUUCAAAGAAGUAAUUCUUUUCCACGUGUCAGCCAUUUUAACAAGCUCUGUCUGAUAUUUUCUCCAAAGAUAAAAUGUUUAAUUACCUCAUUAGAGAUUCUUAAAUAAGAACUGUGAGCACUGGCAGCGUCAAGUCUCCACCUCACACUCUGGCUUUCAAAUGAGCAGUGAUGUCACACUGACCUGCACACGUCUGUGUUCACAUCACAUGCAACAGCGUUGAAGUUUCCACCUUCAGCUGAUCCAAGUGAAUCAAGCAGCCAGGGAUCUACUCCUUAUGUGUGUUAAAAAUAAAAGCAUAGAUUAGUCUUGAUGAUGAAGCAUAAAGUAGAGUUGGCAAAUAUUACUACAGUAUUUAAAUGACGCAUACUUCGUAUCUCACGUACUCUUGCCCCGCCUCCUGAACUCAACUCAGUUACCAGCAGUUUUCUUUUACUGAAUCUUUCAAAAGUUUGCCACAGAAAACUAUGACAUCGUGCUAAAUAAACACAUCACUCUGCUGCUCAGACUGUGAACUUUCACCCAAACUGCCACUUCUCAUCGUCAUCACCUCACACUAACUAGUUUCCCCCUGUCAUUUUUUUUCUGAUUCCUGUACACACCCCUCCCUUCCCUCCCUCGCUCAUUGACGUCCAUCUCCUCCC
This is a messenger RNA of Solea senegalensis (Senegalese sole), 8287 nucleotides long. RefSeq names its product voltage-dependent T-type calcium channel subunit alpha-1G-like. The coding region runs from base 33 to 6584 and encodes 2183 amino acids. Gene Ontology annotation, biological process: sodium ion transmembrane transport; calcium ion transmembrane transport; neuronal action potential. The transcript has 38 exons. Lineage: Eukaryota; Metazoa; Chordata; Actinopteri; Pleuronectiformes; Soleidae. Gene Ontology annotation, cellular component: plasma membrane; neuron projection; voltage-gated calcium channel complex. The record is from RefSeq and is a predicted model, not a curated record. Gene Ontology annotation, molecular function: voltage-gated sodium channel activity; low voltage-gated calcium channel activity.